Molecule: messenger RNA, 2271 nt
Organism: Neospora caninum
Lineage: Eukaryota; Apicomplexa; Conoidasida; Eucoccidiorida; Sarcocystidae
Exons: 4
Coding region: 1-2271 (756 amino acids)
Source: RefSeq, a predicted model, not a curated record
AUGGCGCCCCCGGGUGGUCCUCCUCGCCACGUGAGCGGCGCGCCGUCUGCGGCUAGCCAGCACAACUCGACUUACCAAAUUGUUUUGCCAGGCGACCAGGAGUGGAAGCCUGCCUCGCGGAAUCCGUUUGCGCGUAUGUUUGGCGCCGUCGUGCGCCGCAUCCAGGCGUUGAUGGCGCCCGUGGAAGAGACGCCGGCGAUCCACGCCGCAAAGUGCCAGCAGCGGCCGUGUCAGUUGAACCGGUUCGUGCUCUUGGCCACCUACUUUGUCUACGCGCUCCUCACCGCGCGCGUGUACUUUGCCUGGCCGAACUUGUCCAACCUGCUCUUCCGCAACGACGCGUACAUCUGGUUGUGCAGCGACGACGAACCGGACAUGCGGCUUCCAGAGAACGGAGAGCGGCGCUACAAGUGCGAGGCGCAGAACUCGGAAGUCGGGAAGCUCUUUGUCACGUGUCUCGCCUUUGCAUUCUCGUGCUCGCUCGUCGCGGGCAUCCUGCUGGACUUCCUCGGCGCAAAGAUCACCGCCAUGAUCGGCCAGCUGUGCAACUUCCUCUCUUGGCUUCUCCUCGCCUUCGCCGGCGAAGGAUGCGAAACGUACUUCCCAGCCUUCAUCCUCAUGGGCGUCGGCUCAGACGUCGGCUACCUUCCCCUACUCUCGUCGGCCAACUUGUUCCCCGGACACGAAGGGCUGGUUAUCGCGCUGUUGGGGGCAGCCAAAAGCGCCAGCUUCGCCAUGCCGACCAUUUUGGACGUGACGGAAAACGCCGUCGACAACGUGCACCUGAAAGAAGUGUCUCUUGGAUACGCUGUCUUUGGGCCAGGCGUGUGUUUCCUGUUGGCGAUCUUUCUAGUUCCUCUCCAAGUGUUCAAACCGUGGAACGAGUUUGUGGGUUUGGAGGGCGAAGACCAACCGCACCCGCUCGUGCGCGUGAACGACUCGUUUGCGUCUUACGGAGCGCACGCGUGGCGAGACAGUUUCUCGAGCUUCCAGGAAGUGAAGGACUGGAUCCAUCAACACCACAUCCACACGCCCCUGGAAGAGAUGACGACGGGGACGGUGCACCAUCCGGCGUCUCCUUCGUCGCUCGCGCCGCCGCACCACGUGCCGGCUGUGGUGGGCGGCGGCGUCUCGGGCUCGCUAGCUGGCCCCGCGCCGGCGGCUCAGCAGGCGCGACAGCUCGGCGUACCGCAAGACGCGUUGCCUGCCAAGGACGACGAGCGGAAGUUGGACGAGACCCGCGCAGGGAAAGACGCGUCCUCGCCCACGUCUUCGGGUGCAAAGACCACGCCUGCGACGCCGCCGCUCGAGAAGAUCGCCUCUGGAGACACGGUCGCCACGACGCAGGUGCUCUCGGUCGCGCCGAGCACGGAGCCGGAGAGGGAGACAAAGGAGACAAGCGCCCUGUCGUCUUCGCAGCUGCUGGCCACCUCGCUCCCGCCGAUCGCGGCUAGCCGGGCGGGCAGUGUGUUUGGAGCCUCGGAUGCCGACGUUGUGCACUCGCGAGCGUCUUUCUCAGGGGCCCUCGGUAGCGCCGGCGAGGAGGAGAAACCCGCCAAGUUCUGGUCCCAAGUCUUCUCCAAAUACGCCUUCGGCAUCAUCGUGUACAGUGUCCUGAAAGCCAUCAUGUACGCCUUCUUCACCACCGGCGGCGAAAACCUGCUCGGGAAGCAGGUCAACGACUUCAUGGGUGCCGCGCUUCCAUUUUCCUGCCUGCCGUGCUUGGUUUUGGGGAAGGUCGUCGAUACCGUGGGAAUCAUGCCGGCGCUUUUGCUGCUGAACAGCUUCAUCACUCUCGCCUACGGCUUCUCGAUGGUUGGCAACACGGGCACGGCGUACAUGGCGGCUCUGUUGUACAUUUGCUACGUCUCGUUUUAUUCUUCUCAGAGCUACUGCUACGUUUCCGACACCUUUUCCUCGUGCCACUUUGGCAAGCUGGUGGGGAUUAUCCACAUGAUCGCAGGUUUCCUCUCGCUGCUCAAGAUUCCCAUGCAGUCGCUCGUCGUCCACGUCUUCCACUCGGAGUACUUGUAUCCGUGCCUCAUUAUGCUGGGCUUCUGCCUGUGCAACUUCUUCAUUCUCUUUUGGCUGGUUUACUUGAAGCGCAAAGACCCUCACCCCUUCUGGUCCAAGUCGGCGCGCGACGCCGUCAAGAAGGAGCAGGAGCGACAGGACGCAAUCAAGCAGGAGAGAAGGGAGAAGCAAAGGCGGGAGAAGGAGGCGAGGAGACACAGGGGCGAGGGACAGGUCGAAGCUACCGAGAUGGCGUAG